Messenger RNA from Polyodon spathula (Mississippi paddlefish), 1486 nucleotides. Its product is annotated as guanine nucleotide-binding protein G(o) subunit alpha-like. The transcript has 9 exons. Bases 494 to 1486 code for a protein of 330 amino acids. Gene Ontology annotation, cellular component: heterotrimeric G-protein complex. The record is from RefSeq and is a predicted model, not a curated record. Gene Ontology annotation, molecular function: G protein-coupled receptor binding; G-protein beta/gamma-subunit complex binding; GTPase activity. NCBI's taxonomy places the organism in Eukaryota, Metazoa, Chordata, Actinopteri, Acipenseriformes, Polyodontidae. Gene Ontology annotation, biological process: adenylate cyclase-modulating G protein-coupled receptor signaling pathway.
GCCAUCAGUUCGUAGUACCGAAGCACUUCAAGAACAGUUGAAAAGUUUUCGAGAGGCAAACGGAUUUGCUUUAAAGUACCAGUAAAUAUGAUUUGGAUAGUAUUGUGAACUCGCAAACAUCGGAAUACAGCAGCUAACAGCAAUGUUAGAGGAACAAAAAUAUAACAAUUUGAUUGGAUGAAUUAGUAUUUAAAAACUUUUUGCCUAAAAAGAAGUUAGCUGCAAGUAACACCGAAUUGCAAGUUUUCGAUCUAGUGCAUUUUUGGAAGCGUGAGAUAAGUUUUAGUACAACUGCCCUUAAAGCAAGACUAUACGCAGGCUGCUGUAUAUAUGUAUAUCUAAAACGGAUGUGUUUUUUUUUUUUUUUUUUUAAAUAACUGAAAAAUGAAUUCUGGAAGGAAAAAUGAGCCGUACCAACAAAACAUUAUGGGUGUUUUUUUGGAAGAUGUGAUGAUGCAUCGUUUUCUUUAGGACUGUCUGGACUUGGGAAGCAAUGCAUAUAAACAUGGGAUUAUGCCUAGGUUCCGAAGUGACAGAAGAAGGGAAGAAAGCGAAGAUAAACAGUGAGAAAAUAGAUCGGGAGUUGUAUGAAUACGCGAAACAGGAGCUCAAUGUGGUUAAAAUCCUAAUGCUGGGUGCUGCUGAAAGUGGGAAGAGCACACUGGUCAAGCAGAUGAAAAUCAUUCACAGCCAUGGAUUCACCAAGCAAGAACUCAUCAGCUUCAAGCCAGCAGUCCUGGAUAAUCUGCUGACCUCCAUGAAGUUUGUUCUGCACGGAAUGGGCGUUCUCAGAAUCAACCUGGCCAACAAUAAGAACAAGGUUCACGCUCACUCGCUCCUGUCUUGCGGACGCUGUUUCGAUGAGGAGCGGAUGCUCUUCCCCUUUGUGGCGCACGCCCUGCGUUGUCUGUGGGCGGACCUGGGGGUGCGAGUGGCCGCGGCGAGGGGCUAUGAGUAUGAACUCAAUGACUCGGCACUUUAUUUCUUUGACAACAUGAAUCGGAUUAUAUCUCCAGAGUAUGUUCCGACUGAAACGGACGUACUGCGCGUUCGACUGCGGACCACGGGCAUCAUCGAAACCCAGUUCAAAGUGAACCGCCUCGUCUUCAGGAUGUAUGACGUUGGAGGUCAGAGGACAGAACGGAGGAAGUGGAUUGGCUGCUUCGAGGAAGUGAGGGCAGUACUCUUCGUGGUCGCGCUGAGCGGGUAUGACAUGACCCUCAUAGAAGACCCUGCAAUGGUCAUUGCGUCUUUGCAGGCAGGUCGUUUUGGAGACCAGUCAGGUUGCAUUACCAGAGUUUACAACUGGCCGCAUGUAUCAGAGACGCUGGACCAAGUUUUCACGUCCAGUAGGCAUUAUAAGCAGGAAUGUGUAUCGUCCAAAGAGAUACAGAACUGUGCUGUCUGGGUUGUAGCUAAGCCUGCAGAGGACGCUGCAGAGGCAGGCCGCCCAUGCUUCGGUAUGAGGCACUCUUACCCUGACUAG